AUGUCUCCAGUGGUGACCAAUCUCACUGUCGUGACACAAUUCAUCCUCCUGGGGUUCCCCACUCAUGGGGCCAUGGGCUUCUUGCACCCACUGCUCUUCUCCCUGGUCUACCUGUGCGCCCUGCUGGGGAACGGGCUGAUUGUUGUCAUCACGACCAUGGACCAGCAUCUCCACACACCCAUGUACUUCUUCCUGAGGAGUCUGUCCUUUACGGAUCUCUGCCUCAUCACAACCACAGUCCCCAAGUCCAUUGCCAGCUCUCUGAUGCACAGCAGCUCUAUCUCAUUUCUGGGCUGUGUUGUCCAGGUCUUCAUGAUGGUUAUUUCAGCAGGUACAGAGAUGACCCUGCUCACGGUGAUGAGCAUUGACCGCUAUGCUGCCAUCUGCCACCCCCUGCACUAUGACACCAUCAUGAGUAGGUACAGGUGUGUGCAGCUGACAGUUGUGUCCUGGCUGGGUGGGGGUCUCUAUGCUGUGAUGUUCACUGUUGGCACCUUCUCCUUGUCCUACUGUGGGUCCAACGUGGUCCACCAGUACUUCUGUGAUGUCCCUCAGUUACUGGCUAUUUCAUGCUCAGGAAAUGUAAUGAACAAACUUGCACCCAUUCUCAUUAGUGCGGUGUUGAGUAUCUGCUGUUUCAUUUUCAUUGUUAUUUCCUAUGUCCACAUCUUCUCUGCUGUCAGGAAGAUCCCAUCCACAGAAGGUAAGGCCAAAGUCUACUCCACGUGCCUUCCCCACCUGCUGGUUGUCGUGCUGUUUCUCUCCACUGGAUGCUUUGCUUAUCUGAAGCCGACCUCAGGGACCCCGUCCAUGUCUGACCUGGUCAUUUCUAUGUUCUACACUGUGGUGCCCCCCACCUUUAAUCCCGUCAUAUACAGUCUGAGGAACCAAGCCUUGAAAAUGGCUCUGGCGAGACUGAAAAAUGGCCAGUACACCAAGAAGUGA
Messenger RNA from Talpa occidentalis (Iberian mole), 945 nucleotides. RefSeq names its product olfactory receptor 14A16-like. The coding region runs from base 1 to 945 and encodes 314 amino acids. The record is from RefSeq and is a predicted model, not a curated record. NCBI's taxonomy places the organism in Eukaryota, Metazoa, Chordata, Mammalia, Eulipotyphla, Talpidae. The transcript has a single exon. Gene Ontology annotation, biological process: G protein-coupled receptor signaling pathway. Gene Ontology annotation, molecular function: odorant binding; G protein-coupled receptor activity; olfactory receptor activity. Gene Ontology annotation, cellular component: membrane.